Messenger RNA from Zingiber officinale, 1993 nucleotides. RefSeq names its product protein ALTERED SEED GERMINATION 2-like. The transcript has 6 exons. Gene Ontology annotation, molecular function: protein binding. The record is from RefSeq and is a predicted model, not a curated record. Bases 600 to 1712 code for a protein of 370 amino acids. Gene Ontology annotation, cellular component: Cul4-RING E3 ubiquitin ligase complex; cytoplasm. NCBI's taxonomy places the organism in Eukaryota, Viridiplantae, Streptophyta, Magnoliopsida, Zingiberales, Zingiberaceae.
AAUUUCCAUUCCCCUUCCUUCCCCUUCCCUCACCUCCUCCCAAACAGACCAUAAAUUUCACCCUAACGCCACCCUUUCCGUUGUCGACACCCUCUCCCUCUGUCAUCCUCUCGACACAGUCUCCACGUUGCGUUCCUUCGCCAUCGCCCUCUUCCGGGUGAGACGGCAAGGUCCUACACGAAGUCAUAUAGCGCGGUGUUUUCCUCGACCAGUUAACCUCUUUGAGAAUCCGGAAUGGUGAUCUUGGGGAAGCGCCAGAGGAGCUCCGGCAGCGGGAUCCUCAAUCUGUAUCAGCGCGAGGUUGGAGUCCUGUCACCCAGAAAUUUCUCGCAUCGCGUUAGGGCUUCGGAGGGAUGAUUUAUGCCAAACUCGGAAGUGGAAAUGCAAAUGCAUGUUAACAAUAGUUUGUUGUUGCUCGUGAUAAGAGUGGAGACUGAUAAGGUUCUUUACCUUCUAUUGGACAGAAAUAUUCCUUUCUAUGAUAAGAUUUUGUUCUGCGUUUGGGAAUUGACAGAAAACUUAACAAGCAUAAUGGCUGUGUAAAUACUGUGAGUCUCAAUGAAAAUGGGAACAUUCUUGUAUCUGGAUCGGACGAUCAAAUGGUAAUAUUGUGGGAUUGGGAGGUUGGGACUGUCAGGACUUCCUUCCACUCUGGGCAUAAAGACAAUGUUUUCCAGGCACGCUUCAUGCCAUGUACAGCUCAUCAUCAGACUAUUGUUACAUCUGCUGCAGAUGGUGAGGUAAGGCUUGCACAAUUACGUGAAGGCGGCCAAGUAACUACAGAAUUGCUAGCUGAACAUGAUGAUGCUGUUCAUAAGGUUGCAUUUGAGCUGCAAAAUCCUCAUGUUCUUUAUAGUGGUGGUGAAGAUGGCCUAGUUCAGCAUUUUGACCUUAGAUCCAAAAAUUCAACAAAGCUAUUCAUAUGCAGAUCGUUUAGAAGAAGGCCGACUUAUACAUCAUUUGUCAAUCUCAUGGCUAUUUCAAUAGACCCAAGAAACCCAAACUAUCUUGCAGUUGCUGGUGCAGAUGACUAUGCUCGGGUAUAUGACAUUCGCAAGUACAAAUGGGAUGGAUCAACAAAUUAUGGUCUUCCAUGUGAAAAUUUCUGUCCUGCACAUCUGAUUGAUCAUAGUGAAGGGAUAUCAGGGUUGUGUUUUUCUGAUUCAAGUGAGCUGCUGGUCUCUUAUAUGAACGAAUAUAUCUAUCUCUUUCCAAAGGAUCAAGGUCUGGGUUCAAAUCCCGUGUCCUUGCUUUCUGAUAGUGAUUCAGAAGGUAAAUCUAAUUCAGUCCUAUCGACAUCCAAUGCGAGCCUAGGGAUUAAGUUGUACAAAGGACAUUGUAACAGAAAGACUGUGAAGGAUGUGAAUUUUUUUGGACCGUAUUGUGACUAUGUUGUUAGUGGAUCAGACUGUGGUCGCAUAUUUAUUUGGAGAAAGAAAGAUGGGAUACUUUUACGUGCUAUGAAAGGUGAUAGACAUGUGGUGAACUGUACUGUAUCUCACCCUCAUACCACCAUGCUUGCAAGUUCUGGAAUCGAGAAAGAUGUAAAGAUCUGGGUUCCUAACACGACUCAUCCUUUCCAACCAGUAAAUCUAGACGAGGGAUACGAUGUGGAAGAUCUUGAAAAUGAUGAUGACUCUUAUGAUACUGACUUCAGUGAUAGUGAUGAUGGCACCGAGGAAGAUGUCUUUGCUGAUGGUGUUACUUUUUGAUGAUAGGGACAACAAUGCUCAUUUCAACAAUUCACCUUUAGUGCAAAAUACUACUGAGUUGGACAUGAAGCCGAUCAACAGUUGUAAGCUAUUGGCGCAAAUCUAGCCGCGUAAGUAUAAUCAAUUAAUAUUUGCUGCUGAGCAAAAGUGAUCUAGAAGAUGUGCGUAUCUUAAAAUAUCUAACAUGAAGUAUUUGAAAGCUUUUUUUUUCUGAGCAUUACUUAGUGAAAUAUAAGCAUGCAGUUUACAGAAUUAGUGAAUUAGUUUAUGGGGGUGUUUGG